Thamnophis sirtalis is the source of this 3856-nucleotide messenger RNA. The record is from RefSeq and is a predicted model, not a curated record. NCBI's taxonomy places the organism in Eukaryota, Metazoa, Chordata, Lepidosauria, Squamata, Natricidae.
GUUAUAAGGAAGGGGGAAGUGAGCUGCUGCUGGAUUUGUACAGCUUGCAAGGAGAAUGAAUUUGUGCAAGAUGAGUUCACAUGCAAAGCCUGUGAGCUGGGAUGGUGGCCAAAUGAUGAGCUGACAGGCUGCCAACCAAUUCCUGUAAAGUAUCUGGAGUGGCGUGACAUAGAGUCCGUUGUGGCUGUGGCCUUCUCUUGUCUGGGCAUCCUCAUCACCAUGUUUGUUACCCUUAUCUUUGCACUGUACAGGGAUACCCCCGUCGUCAAAUCCUCUAGCCGGGAGCUGUGCUACAUAAUACUUGCGGGGAUCUUCCUUGGUUAUAUAUGCCCUUUCACCCUCAUUGCUAAGCCCACUGUCACUUCAUGCUACCUCCAGCGCCUCCUUGUGGGGCUUUCCUCUGCCAUGUGCUACUCUGCCCUUGUAACAAAAACCAACCGCAUUGCACGCAUUCUGGCAGGGAGCAAGAAAAAAAUUUGCACCCGCAAACCACACUUCAUGAGUGCUUGGGCCCAAGUAGUCAUUGCCUCCAUUUUGAUCAGUGUACAGCUGACGUUGGUGAUUACACUGAUCAUCAUGGAGCCCCCUUUCCCCGUCCUUUCCUACCCCAGUAUCAAGGAAGUAUUUCUGAUCUGCAACACCAGCAACUUAGGUGUGGUUGCCCCAGUGGGUUACAAUGGACUUCUCAUCAUGAGUUGCACUUACUACGCUUUCAAAACUCGCAACGUGCCAGCUAAUUUCAACGAAGCCAAGUAUAUUGCCUUCACUAUGUACACAACGUGCAUCAUCUGGCUUGCCUUUGUACCUAUAUACUUUGGGAGCAACUACAAGAUCAUUACAACUUGCUUUGCUGUGAGCCUGAGCGUGACAGUUGCCUUGGGGUGCAUGUUCACUCCCAAGAUGUAUAUCAUCAUUGCAAAGCCCGAAAGGAAUGUCCGCAGUGCCUUCACCACUUCAGAUGUGGUGCGUAUGCAUGUUGGGGAUGGCAAGACUCCUUGUAGGUCCAACACUUUCCUCAGCAUAUUCCGGAGAAAGAAGCCAGGCACUGGAAACCCAAAUUCUAAUGGCAAGUCUGUGUCAUGGUCUGAACCAGGUGGAAGAGAAAUUCCCAAGGGGCAACAUAUGUGGCACAGGCUCUCAGUGCAUGUGAAGAAUAAGGAACUAAGAUGCAAUCAGACAGCAGUGAUCAAGCCCCUAACUAAAAGUUAUCCAGGUCCAAGCAAGAGCCUCACUUUUUCGGACAUCAGCAGUAAGACUUUGUACAAUGUUGUGGAGGAGGAAGCAAGCGAAUCAGUGCACUUCAGCCAAAUGAGCCCUUCCAUGGUUGUACACAGAAGAGUGAUGGUGAUGCCUCCACUGCAGGCAGCAGCAGAGGACAUACAGAGUCCCAAAGUCUUACCACCCCCACCGCCACCUCCUCCACCACCGCGAUUCAUUAUGGAGCAGCUGCAGGGUGUGGUCAACAAAUUUGCCACGGGCAUUCCUGAUUUCAAUGUUGUAAUGCCCGUGUCUGGUGCAGGAAACGGACUGAGGCCCAUAUAUAAUCCUCCAGCAAUGCAGCCACAGAUAUUGCCACUACAAAUGGGCACUUUCAGUAAAGUGCCAGUUUCACUCCCAUCUGAAGAAGAAGAGGAGGAGGAAGAAGAGGAAGAGGAGGAGGAGGAGGAGGAAGAAGAAGAAGAAGAAAAUGAAAAGUUUAAGCUUAUCCAAGAUUAUGUGUAUGAGAGGCCAGGAAAUUUAGAGGAGGAGGAAGAGGAAGAAGAGGAGCAGGCCACCAGCAAACUUACUCUAGAAGAUUCACCAGCACUGACACCUCCAUCUCCUUUUCGAGAUUCAGUGGCUUCAAGCAGCUCUGUGCCCAGUUCUCCUGUGUCCGAAUCAGUGCUUUGCAUACCUCCCAAUGCAACUUACACCACUGUUGUUUUGAGGGAUUACAAGCAAAGCUCAUCCACUUUGUAGAACAGAAGCUGCUCUGGUGAAAGCAAAUAGAUCAUGUCUUCUUUCUGAGCUUUAAUUGGACAGGGAGAAAUAGCACAAGCCCCCUGGGGUAAAUGAAGGCCAAUGAGCAUGGUGUAUCGGGUGGGGCAAAAAUUUGUAUCCUGCACUAAAUCCAUUAGAGGGCUCCAGUUCUUUACUUGUUAUAUGUGUGGUUUUGUUUUGCUUUAUUUUGUUGUUUUAACAGGAAAUGAUUGUGUUCAAGAGUAGUGUGUUCUGAGAAGAUCAUCAGAAUUCUGACAAAGCACAAAUCCCAAGUACAACUUCUUUAGCAAAAAGGAAGUGUAACCGUAACACAGUGUUUGCAAACACACAGUCACAACACUUGAAUAUGACUCUCCUUGUUAAAAUUAGAGGAGAACCAUUCUGUGUCUCCACGAUGUGCACCAACAUUGAAUGAGCAGAUUGUACUGUAAUGCAGCAACAUUUGCCUGGAAGGAGAAAAUAUAUUUUGCUAAACCAUUUUUAAGUGGAAAUAGCAAGACAUCUCCUGAAAUGUAUGUUGGGGAAGUCACCUAGCAUGUUAGGAUGUAGCUUUAAAGAACAUUUAGAAAAACUGAUUUAGCAUUCCCCUCUCCCCUUGUAUACUAUUUUUAAAAAAAAACCUGGAGUAAAGCAUAAGAAAGUCACAGAAAAAUUUAUUGAUACAAUCAAAUCCAGAAUCCUUGUAGUUUUGAAAUCUUUGAUUUGCCAUUGUGGAAGAAGACUGCAAGCCAGGUGACUGUUAACACUACAUUCUCUGUAGCAAAACAAUAGUUACUGACUCAACUUUAAUAAUCCAAUGAGAUUGCCAUGUAAUUAGAUUGUUUGUUUGUGUUACUAUGGAAACAACUACAUAUAAAAUAAUUAUAUAUUUUCAGCAACAAUUACUACUUUAAGCAAAAAGUCAUUCUUAAUAGCGGUUCAUUAGAUUCAUAGUAGAUGCAAGAGAAUGAAUGUUUCUGUCUGUCUGUGUGUGCGCGCAUGUGUGCAAGUGUGCAUAUGUGUUUGUGUGUAAGUAUAUAGAUAUAUAGAUAUAUAUGUAACUAUACAACAUGUGAUGUGUAAUAUCUAAUAACUGCCACUGGAGGAUUGUCCUAGAAUAUAUUAUGAAUAUUUUUUAUGUUUCAAAUCAUGUUUUAUAUUGCAUUGUUUAAAAAUAUAUUAUAAACCUUUGAAGAUUUGUAUGUCGUGCUGAAACAUUUUUAAAGAGCUAAGCUCCCCCUUAUAACAGGGUGUUUGAUUUUGCUGAUAUAUUUGCCAUGUGGAAUUAUGCUGUUGAAAAUAAUCAGUGCUCCAAUAAGUUGUUAUUUCAUGUGAAUUAAGGAAAUGUGAUUAAUAAAGAAUGCAUCUCUUUUAGAAAUUUUGCACAUGGCAGUAUUAAACCUUAAACAGAACCUUCAGAAAAAUGUUUAAACCAUGUUUAGCUUCCUUUGGAAAAGUAAAAUAUAUAUUUUGCCAUCGUAAAUACAUAUAUAUUUCUUUCCUGCUUUAGCAAAACCUAUGUAAACCUGAUACCAACCUCUAUUGUUAUUUUUCUACUCCUGCUCUGUAGAUUUCCUCCAGUUUCAGGAUAUUCCACCACCUUCUCCAGAUUUAUUUUCCAAUAAUAAUAAUGCUUGGGUUAGAUUUGUGCCCACUCUGUUUCUUUCUUACCUUCUUUCUUAUUUUUGUCAUCUAAGAAAAGGAGAGUUAAACUAAAAUCAGAAUCCAGACGCAGAAAGAAUUUGGAAAACCAGAAAGUUGCAGCUAGUUGAAUCUGAAGAGCAGGACAAUUGCAAAAUAAAUGUUUCCUCUUUUCUGGAGGAAUAUCCCUUUAUAUCCUUUUAGAAGGAUUAUAUAUCCUUCUAAAAGUCAUUUCUCUGGACACCAGUGUUGUAAU